CUCCACACUCAUCCCGUCACGCCCCUCUCUCUCACUUCCGCUAUCACGCUCUGACACCGCGCUGCAUCGCGCAAUGGCCUCGCUGCUCGAUGGCGCGCGCACGUGGGACCUGGCGUCGGUCGACGACCCGUCGGACUGGGAGGCGCCGUUCGAGUAUCUGCGCCCGCUCGACGCCUCGCUGCGCUGCGAGAUCUGCAUGGCCAUCUACACGGCGCCAGUCUCGAUGAAGGAGUGCGGACACGUCUUCUGCUCGAGCUGCGUGCGCACAUGCAUCAACCAAGCAGGUGGAAAGGGCAACGAGUGCCCGACGUGCCGCACGAAGGCAUUUGACUCGCACCUGCAGCCGCACACCGCGCUCGAAGCUGCGGCGGAGUCGUGGAAGGCCGCCCGCGCAAAGCUCUUUGAGCUGCAGCGCAGCGGCCCUGGCGCCGCCAGCGGCUCCUCGGCCGCAGCCGCUUCGGGCAGUACCUCGCCGCUGCGGCAAGUGCGCAAGCGGAAAGCACGCGGAGACUCGCCCGGCUUCUCAGAGGAAGCCAGCACGCCAACAGGCAAUGCUGGCGAGUCCUCCCGCGGUUCACGAGCUGCAUCGCGCAGGGCCAGCGCUCGGCUGGGUGGCGGCGCAGAGUCUCCUCUGGUGAUUGACAGCGAUGGCGACUACUGCUACUCGCCCUCGACGAGCAAGAGCCCUGCCAAGCGCCAGGUUGGCGCUGCGCGAAGUCCCGUGAAGAACGCUGCUGUGUACAACGGCAAUCCUUCUCCGAAAGACACGUUCGCGUGCCCAAUCUGCGAGCAUCAGUUCACGCAGGUGGCGCUCGAUCGUCACCUCGAGAAGGGCUGUGUGCCGGGACGAGGUCCACCGACGGCUGCAGAAAGCGGCCUGGCAGCUGCCGGUGGUGGGCCCGGCAACAACUGGCUGAGCAAGGGUGGGAGCAAGCCGGGCAGCACUGCGGCCAGUGCGAAGAGCAGCAAGAAGCUCACACGGUCCAACUACGGUCUGCUCACGGAGAAGCAGCUCAAGGAGCAACUGCUUGAGCACAAGCUUGCCGUCACUGGCGCGCGCGAGCGCAUGACGGAGCGCUUGCGGCAGUGGGUCAACCUCUUUAACGCGAACCUGGACGCAUCGGAGAAGAACCGCAAAAGCCUGUGGAGUCUGCAGCGCGACCUGCAGGAGUGGGAGCGUGGGCAGGAUGCUGCUGAGCGGAGCAAGAGCAAGGGCGGCGCACUGCCGGAGAAGAAGGCCAAGACCUGGGCGAGCGACAACAGCGACCAAUUUGCUCAGCUCAUCGCCCAGGCCCGCGUCUCGAACCAGCAGAACAAGCAAGCGCACCGGAGUGCGCCGGACGACGACGCUGAGGGCAGCAAGAGCGGUGCCGCUGGCGCACCUGCUGCUGUUGCGAACGGCGAGGACUCGCAAAACCUCUACGGCGACCUGAGCGGCGACGAGGCGAUGCUCGCGUCGGGUCAGUUCGAAGGACUCGACUCUUAGCGCGCGCUUCGCCUUUGCGCGCUCGUGCAAGCAGUCAAGCAAGCCAGCAAGCCUCGCACGCUCCCCUUCUUUCCUCACUCCACGUCACACACACACAAGCCAGCUCGCAGCAUUCCUCCUGUACAACAAGCGCAUCGAUUAUGAGCCGUCUGACG
Molecule: messenger RNA, 1641 nt
Organism: Tilletiopsis washingtonensis
Lineage: Eukaryota; Fungi; Basidiomycota; Exobasidiomycetes; Entylomatales
Exons: 7
Coding region: 74-1486 (470 amino acids)
Biological process (GO): DNA damage tolerance; protein monoubiquitination
Cellular component (GO): nucleus; Rad6-Rad18 complex
Molecular function (GO): ubiquitin protein ligase activity; single-stranded DNA binding
Source: RefSeq, a predicted model, not a curated record